GCGACAAUGGCGUGUGUUUUCGUUCUCUGAACAGCUCGCGGUUCUUGUUUUUGCCGCGAAAUCGUGUUUUGUAAAAUCCGUACUGGUCGACUCUUGAUGACUAGACGUCGAGAGAAGCAUCGCAAACAUGUAUAUAAAGUCAAUGGUGAUCGAGGGCUUCAAGUCCUAUGGAAAAAGGGUCGAGAUCAAUGGAUUUGAUCGGGAAUUCAAUGCUAUCACUGGUUUGAACGGCAGCGGUAAAUCCAACAUUCUCGACUCGAUAUGCUUCGUUCUGGGGAUCUCCAAUCUCUCAAAUGUGAGAGCAAGCAAUUUGCAAGAGCUUGUUUACAAAUCUGGUCAAGCCGGCGUAAAAAAAGCUAGUGUAACCAUAGUCUUUGACAAUCGCAACAGAGAAUCAUCUCCUAUGGGAUAUGAAGAUUAUGAGGAGAUAACAGUAACAAGACAAGUUGUUAUAGAUGGAAAAAAUAAGUAUAUGAUUAAUGGUUCUAAUGUACCAAACAAAAGAGUUCAAGAUAUGUUUUGCUCUGUGCAACUUAAUGUAAACAAUCCACACUUUUUAAUUAUGCAAGGUAGAAUUACUAAGGUACUGAACAUGAAACCACCAGAAAUUUUGUCUAUGAUUGAAGAGGCUGCAGGAACAAAAAUGUAUGAAACCAAAAAAGCAGCCUCUUUGAAGCUUAUUGAAAAGAAGGAUAGCAAACUGCGUGAAAUCAAUGAUAUUUUAAAAGAUGAAUUGGGACCUAAAAUUGCCAAAUUGAAAGAAGAAAGAGCUCAGUACAUGGAAUACCAACGUGUAACAAGAGAACUUGAACAUUGUAAGAGGAUUUACAUAGCAUGGAAGUAUGUAAAUGCUUUGAGAAACAGUGACAAAGCUAAUGAAGAUGUUCAAGCAAUCAAACAAAAAAUUGAAGACAAACAAAAAAAUAUUAAAGAUGGUGAACAAGAAAUUAAAAACAUCGAGCAAUUGAUUGUUGAAAUAACUGAAAAGAGAAAUUCUGAACAGGAUGACAAACUGGGUGAAAUAGAACAAAAUCUUCGUGAGGCAGAAAAAAAGGAACACAAAAUAACAGCUGAAAUUAAUAGCAAUAAAGAAAAUAUUAAAGCUGCAGAAACAACUAUUAAACAGUUAAAAAGCAAUCUUAAAGAUGAUGAAAAAUUAUUAGAAGUCAAGUUAAAAGAAAUAGAUAAAGUGGGUGGACUUUUUGAACAAUUAAAGGAACAAGAUAGACUGGAUUCAGAAGCUGUUGUAGCUGCUCAAGAAGCUUACCAGAAAAUUAGUUCAGGUUUAUUGCAAUGUGAUGACGGUACUAAUGCAACUUUAGAACAACAGCUUAUAAACGCAAAACAAAAUCUCAGUCAAGCACAGACUGAAAUUAAGCAAUGUGAAAUGACAUUAGUCCAUAAUAAACAGCAACUAAUGGCAAAAAAAUCGGAAAUGCAAAGUACUGAAAAUGAUUACAGAAAAGAUAACAAAAAGUUAGAGGAUAUGCAAAAAGAUUUGAAAAAUUUUGAAAAUGAGCUGAGCAAAUUGAACUACCAGGAUGGUUUGCUGGAAUCAUUGGAAGAACAAAAAGGAGCUUUAAUAAGAGAAGUAAGGAGACUAAGUGAUCAAGUUGAUAAUGUUGAAUCACAGUACCCUAAUCUACGAUUUUAUUACAAAGAUCCAAAGCCUAAUUUUAACAGAGCAUCAGUAAAAGGUCUUGUUUGCAAGUCAAUCACUGUUAAAGAUCGAAAAGCAGCCUAUGCUUUAGAAAUUGCUGCUGGAGGAAGGCUUUAUAAUGUCAUGGUUGAUUCUGAUCAAACUGGUAAAGAUAUACUGAAGUAUGGCCAAUUGCAAUCGCGCGUAACGAUUGUACCAUUAAACAAAAUAGUUGGACGUGUCAUGGACCAAAGAACUAUAGAGAUUGCACAAAAUCUUGUAGGUGCAGAGAAUGUGCAACCAGCUAUUGAAUUAAUAGAAUAUCCUGAAGAAACAAGGGCAGCAAUGCAUUGGAUAUUUGGAAACGUUUUUAUUUGUAAAGACAUGAAUGUUGCUAAACAAGUAGCUUACCAUAGAAAUAUAAUGAAAAAAUGUAUUACAUUGCAAGGAGAUGUAUUUGAUCCAUCAGGUGUCCUUUCUGGUGGUUCAGCUGCACGAGGAGGUUCGGUAUUACUAAAAUUAGAUGAGCUGAAGGAACUUCAAUAUGCUUUAAAUGAGAAAGAACAGUCCCUUCAAGAAAUCAAUGCGAGAAUAGCAAGUAUUCACAAAACAGCUGAUAGAUUUAAUUCUCUAAAACAACAAUUUAAUGUCAAACAGCAUGAGUUGGAUAUGGUUAAGCAGCGAUUACAAAAAACGACGCACCAUCAAUUAAAAACAGAAGUCGACAUACUGGAGUCUUCGCUUAAAGAAUUAACUGAAAAAAUGGCAGCAGCUAAAGAGCUUGAAAAAACUAGUGCAAAGAGAGCUAAAGAGAUUGAAGCACAGAUAAAAGAUGCGGAUAACAUACGAGAAAAACAAUUAAAAGAAGCAGAAAAUAAAUUAAAAACGUUGAAGAAAAAAGCUGAAGCAAGUAGAAAAGAGUGGCAAAAAAGGGAGCAAGAAUCUGAAACGCUUAAUUUGGAAACGUCUGAAAUUCAAAAAGCUAUAGAAAAUGGUAAAGAACAGCUUAAGAAAGCGGAAGAAAAACUUAACGAAAUAAAGGAAAAAGGUAACGCUCUUAAAAGCGACCUUGAUGAAGCAAAUGUAGUAGUUAAAGAAUUCCAAAAUGAAUUGAAAGCUCGAAAAGAUGCCAUACACCAACACAAUAUUGAAAUCCAAAAGUUGCAACAUAAAAAAGAAAAUAUUUUAAAACAAGCACAAGAAAGUGAAUUAGAAAUAAAGAAAUUAAAUCAUGAAGUCACUGCCAUAAAAGUAACUGCUGCAGAUUGUAAGAAUAAGAUCGCUGAUUAUCUUCGGAGGCAUGAGUGGAUUAAACAAGAUGAAAAAUACUUCAAUGAAAAAGGGAGCAUGUAUGAUUUUGAAGCUAAUAAUCCAGAAGAGAUGGGUCAAAAGACACGAGAGCUGGAAAGUCUCCUUAAUAAGCUAAGUAGAACAGUAAACGCCAGGGCAAUGCAUCACCUUAAUCAAGAAGAGGAGCAACAUACAGAAUUGUUGAAAAAGAAAAAGAUCUUAGAGGGUGACAGGAAGAAGAUUUUAGAUUCUAUUAAAAAGCUAGACGAAAAGAAGAAAAUGACACUUCUAGAAGCUUGGGAACGAGUAAACAAAGAUUUUGGAUCUAUAUUUAGUAGUUUACUUCCUGGUGCAGAUGCUAAACUUGAACCUCCUGAAAAUCAAACAGUCCUUGAAGGAUUAGAAGUGAAAAUUGCACUUUGUGGAGUUUGGAAAGAUUCACUGGGUGAAUUGUCAGGAGGGCAAAGAUCUCUUGUCGCUCUUUCAUUAAUUCUAGCUAUGUUACUGUUCAAACCUGCACCACUUUACAUUUUGGAUGAAGUUGAUGCUGCAUUAGAUUUGUCGCAUACAGAGAAUAUCGGUGCCAUGUUGAAGCGGCACUUCAAAAGCUCGCAGUUCAUUGUUGUAUCAUUAAAAAAUGGUAUGUUUAACAAUGCUAAUGUUCUCUUUAAAACGCGUUUUGUUGAUGGUAUGUCGGCAAUAACAAGAACCGAAAGACCUAGAGGAAAGUAA
This is a messenger RNA of Nasonia vitripennis (jewel wasp), 3661 nucleotides long. RefSeq names its product structural maintenance of chromosomes 2 (gene SMC2). NCBI's taxonomy places the organism in Eukaryota, Metazoa, Arthropoda, Insecta, Hymenoptera, Pteromalidae. The transcript has 7 exons. The coding region runs from base 128 to 3661 and encodes 1177 amino acids. The record is from RefSeq and is marked validated. Gene Ontology annotation, molecular function: protein binding; ATP binding; ATP hydrolysis activity. Gene Ontology annotation, biological process: chromosome organization. Gene Ontology annotation, cellular component: chromosome.